AUGGCAAGGGAUAAAUUCAAAGCACAACCAGACUCCUCCUUUCGUUUACAACUCCUAAGUACCAGGACAACAGAUGGUCGUCAAUACAAUAUCCCAACAGUUUAUGAAGUAGCAUGCUUAAUAGUUGGCGAUUUCAGUGAAGGGAACUUUGAAUGCGAUGUUAUUGUAGAACACCAAACAAAAGGGCUUCAGAGAAUCAUAGAUUUGCAUCCAAGUUUCAUGCCUAUGACGUACCCAUUACUACACCCUUAUGGUGAAGAUGGAUAUAGACUGGGUAUACCUUUGAGAAACCCAGCGGUUGAAAGAUUGUUGUUCCAUUUACCCGGAGAACAUACAGUAAUAUUCGAAGAAAACAAGUCUGUUGAAAAUGCACUUUGCAUACAAGGAGUGGACAAAACAAAGUUCACUGAAUGGUUGGAGGCAAAUAAGAAUUAUGAGUGUGCACGGGAGCUAACUUAUAAUGAUUUCCCUACUUGUUGGGUUUGGAAUUCAAAAGACAAAACAUGGACUACGAGAAAAAAUGACAUAUCAAUUGGAAGAAUUUACUUCGCACAUCCUUCAACUGGAGAACGCUUCUAUAUGAGAAUGUUGCUUAAUUUUGUGAUAGGAAGCACUUCCUUUCAAAGUAUAAGAACGAUAAAUGGAGUAACAUAUCCUACUUUCAAAACUGCAUGCUAUGCUUUGGGAUUAUUAGACGAUGAUAAAGAGUGGAUCGAUUGCUUGACUGAAGCUGCAAUAUGGGUUUCUGAUGCAACCCAACUUUGGAAAUGUAAUUAUACUACAUUGUCUGAAGAUAUAACUACAUUGCAAAAGAAAAAAUUCAAAAACAAGGAUCUUCACUUAACGGAACAACAAGUUGAAGCAUACACAUUAUUUGAAAUUGAAAAGCUUGAUUAUGACCAUGAUCAAUUAAAGCCAUUGCAUGAUAAAUCUUUCGCUGCUCUAAAUCCUUGCCAGAAAUCAACUUAUGAAGCAAUAGUACAUUCUGUUGAGAAUGAAGAAGGCAAUUUGUUUUUUAUUAAUGGACAUGGUGGUGCUAGUAAAACAUUUUUGUGGAAUACAAUUAUUUCAAAACUAAGAUCAGAAUCCAAAAUUGUCUUGCCUGUUGCAACUUCAGGCAUGGCGGCUUUGUUAUUGCCUAAUGGGAGGACAACUCAUUCACGAUUUCAUAUUCCCUUGGAUGUUACAGCAGAGUCAACUUGUGAAAUCCGACAAGACACCCUAUUAGCUGGGCUUCUUAUGAAAACUUCUUUGAUCAUUUGGGAAGAAGCACCUAUGGCAAACAAGUUCUGCUUUGAAGCUUUGGAUAAGACAUUAAGAGAUAUUCUAAGAACAAGGUAUGAAAAAAACGUUAACAAACCUUUUGGAGGACUUACAAUAGUUUGUGGCGGGGAUUUUCGUCAAAUAUUGCCAGUUGUACCAAAGGGUAGAAGAGCUGACAUUGUUGAUGCUUCUUUGAACUCAUCCUACUUGUGGCCAUUUUUUAAAAUAUAUGAGCUCGAUCAAAAUAUGAGGCUCUAUAAUGGAAGCGUGAGUGGUGUCGAUGCUACUAAAAUAACUUCUUUUGAUAAAUGGUUGUUGCAAAUUGGAGAUGGUUCAUUCUAUGAUGAUAUUGAUGAAGAAUUAAUAAAAAUUCCUCAUGAUAUCUCAAAAUACCCAUCUGAAGACCCAAUGAAAUCUAUUGUCCAAGCUAUCUCCCCAUCACUUUUGCAUAACGAUACCCAGUUAGGGUUUCAGUAUCAGCCACCGUCUUCCUCUUCUUCUUCUAAUAACAAUGGUGAUCCCGAUCCUGAAACUUCUAAUCUCAGUCAUGGGGCGGUCGAGAAGGAGAAGGAAGAGGAGGUAAGCGGAGCUUCUAUUAAUCAGGAGCUUGCAAGGUUGGAAUUGAAGGAGAACGAGGAAAAGCCGCUUCUGAAACUGGAUUUGGAGGAGAAGAAAGAAGAAAAAGAAGAAGAGAAGGAUGAGGAAAAGGUUGUUGACAGGUAUUUGAGUGGAGAAUAA
This is a messenger RNA of Humulus lupulus (European hop), 2001 nucleotides long. RefSeq lists its product as uncharacterized. Gene Ontology annotation, biological process: telomere maintenance; DNA repair. NCBI's taxonomy places the organism in Eukaryota, Viridiplantae, Streptophyta, Magnoliopsida, Rosales, Cannabaceae. The transcript is spliced from 5 exons. Bases 1 to 2001 code for a protein of 666 amino acids. The record is from RefSeq and is a predicted model, not a curated record. Gene Ontology annotation, molecular function: DNA helicase activity.